GUGGAGCGACGGCACGCCCGAGGACGGCGUCCUGGAGGACGAGGUCGCGCCCGGAGGCGCCGGCUGGGUGAAGCUGAACUCUGGCCCUCGCGCCUUCCUGGACUGCGCGGUGGCAGGGGUGCUCCCGAGCGGCUGUCCGCGCAGCCUCGCCAUGGGCUCCAGGUUGCGCGUCACCGUGGGCGUCAACUUGAUGAAGCGCAGGCCGCAGGUGACGAAGGUGCUGGAGGUGGCGGAGUCCAGCGCCGCCGCCGCGGGAGCCGCCGACGGUGCCUCCGCCGGCGGGGCGGCCAGGAGUGGCUCGGCGGAGCCGCCGGCGAAGCGGGCGCGCCCCGGGGAG
Prorocentrum cordatum is the source of this 337-nucleotide messenger RNA. Lineage: Eukaryota; Dinophyceae; Prorocentrales; Prorocentraceae. The record is from the annotation of a GenBank genome assembly.